Molecule: messenger RNA, 802 nt
Organism: Lactuca virosa
Lineage: Eukaryota; Viridiplantae; Streptophyta; Magnoliopsida; Asterales; Asteraceae
Source: the annotation of a GenBank genome assembly
CUUUCCGCUUCCUGUCUUGUUCUUUUCACCUUCUCUCACUCGUACAUACAGAUACAAAACGUUGGGUAGAAAGAUAGAGAGAGAAAGAAAGAAAGAAAGAAAUCGCCGUGUUUGAUUGUGGGGUGUGUUUCAAUACCCAAAUUUGGUUCGCUAUCGACGGCGGCGCCGGUGGUGGUCCGAUAUACUUUAAAAUGCUUCCAUGGCCAUGAAUUCACUUCAAUCAAUCAUAAUCUCUAUCUUAAUCAUUCUCCAUCUUCUCUCUUUGACCUCUAAUUCCACUCGUCUUCAUAUGAAUCUUUCAAAAACCACCCCCAUCCGAGGUUUAUUAUAUGAAGAGAAAACCAGACUGGGUUCAACGCCGCCGAGCUGUCACAACAAGUGCAACCUCUGCCACCCAUGCAUGGCGGUGCAGGUGCCGACGAUGCCCAGUCACAACCGAGUUAAACCGGUGGACUACUACGAUCAACCUCCGGCGUCCUCAUCGGGAAACAGGAAAAUCAUUUUUGAAACCCUACAAAAUCAUCUGCCGACAUCACAAUUGUUCAGCAUCAUCGACAUCCACAGCUUCUUCGUCUUCCCUAGUCACAGCCGGUGCUCAUGCUUUUAUCGCCGGAAUACGUCCGCACUUGCCUCCGUACACCGACACCACAACCUUCAGACAACAGAUAAGUUGAUCUGUUGCAAAAUUCUAGACAUACCAGUUCAUAAAGCAGCACGUCAAGAUGCUUAUGAGGUUGUUGAUGAGAUUUUAAUGAAAACUAUCAGUUGUUACAAUAUAUCACUACAAAAUAUUUGGCAAUGA